UUUAUCAAGGCGCUUCAAUAACCUCUUCUUCGAAGAAAAUCACUCCACCAAAUUUCGUUCAUUUUCUUCUGCCGUGGUUCCACUGCCACUUAGAGCCUCAGUCUCACUCACAUGGCAAUUCUUCUUGGUCCUCCUGAGAUCUAUAACUCCGACAACAAUGCCCCACCAUCCACCGUCGUCGAUGACGUCAUCACUUCCGGUGAUCUUUUUAUGAAUCUCAUGGUGGCCAAUUUCAACAAAACCCAAAACCAGCGUCAAAACAUGGGCUUAACGGAGAAUAAUUCUCCAACCUUCCUCUCCACCGGCGACCCUUGCCUUGAUUUCUUCUUCCAUGUUGUUCCUGACACUCCCUCUUCUUCUCUGAUACAGAGGCUUCAAUUGGCUUGGUCUCAUAACCCAUUAACAACCCUCAAGCUCGUUUGCAAUCUCCGAGGAGUGAGAGGAACGGGAAAGUCUGAUAAAGGAGGAUUUUACAGCGCCGCCUUAUGGCUUUACACCAAUCAUCCCAGAACCCUCUCGUUCAACGUCUCCUCAUUUGCUGACUUUGGCUACUUCAAGGACUUGCCUGAGAUUCUCUAUAGAAUUUUGGAAGGCCUUGAAGUGCGAAAACUUCAAAAAGAGGAAUGGCUGCAGAGGAAAGGAAGCAGAAAGCAUAACAGGAAAUCUCGAAGGAGCAAGGCCACAAAAGCAUCGGUUCCAACGAUGACCCAGAAAGAGAUAGCUCAUGUUACAAGGCAAGAUAAAAGAAUAGCAAUGGCUAAGAAAGUCGUACAAAGAUAUCAUAGUGAUUCUAACUUUCGCUUACUAUACGAUCAUAUCUCUGAUCAUUUUGCUGAAUGUUUGAAGACAAAUAUGGAGUUUCUCAAAUGUGGGAAACCAGAAAAGAUUAGCCUCGCUGCCAAAUGGUGUCCAUCUAUUGAUUCCUCAUUUGAUCGUUCUACACUGCUUUGUGAAAGCAUUGCAAGGAGGAUUUUCACCCGAGAAUCCUAUCCAGAGUAUCGAGAGGUUGAAGAAGCCCAUUAUGCUUAUAGGAUUCGCGAUCGUUUAAGGACGGAAAUUUUGGUGCCGUUAAGGAAAGCUCUGGAAUUGCCAGAGGUAUAUAUUGGUGCCAAUCAGUGGAGCUCAAUACCAUACAACAGGGUAGCCUCAGUGGCCAUGAAAUUCUAUGAAAAGAAAUUCAUGAAGCAUGACAAGGAAAGAUUUAGCAAGUACCUGGAGGAUGUCAAAUCAGGCAAAUCAACUAUAGCAGCCGGUGCAUUGCUUCCCCAUGAGAUCAUAGCAUCGCUACAUGAUGAUGAUGAAGAUGAAGAUGAAGAUGGUGAUCAUGGCCAAGUAGCAGAGCUUCAGUGGAAGAGAAUGGUGGACGACUUACUCAAGAAAGGGAAACUAAGGAGCAGCUUAGCCAUCUGUGAUGUUUCGGGAAGUAUGAGUGGAACCCCAAUGGAGGUAUCUGUGGCAAUGGGGAUAUUGGUAUCUGAAACGAGUGAAGAGCCAUGGAAAGGGAAGGUCAUUACAUUCAGCAAGAAUCCAAGCCUGCAUUUGAUACAGGGGAAGGAUCUGAAGUCCAAGACAGAGUUCGUGAGAAACAUGGAAUGGGGAAUGAACACCGAUUUUCAGAAGGUGUUUGACAAAAUUUUAGAGGUGGCUUUGAAUGGUAAUCUGAAGGGGGAUCAAAUGAUUAAGAGGGUGUUCGUAUUCAGUGACAUGGAAUUUGAUCAAGCAUCAUACAAUCCUUGGGAGACUGACUAUGAAGCAAUCAAGAGAAAGUACAGAGAAAAUGGGUUUGGGUCUGCAGUGCCUCAGAUAGUUUUUUGGAAUCUGAGAAACUCAAGGGCAACGCCAGUAGCUGUCAAUCAAGAUGGAGUGGCAUUAGUAAGUGGGUUUUCUAAGAAUAUGCUUAAACUGUUCUUAGAUAAUGAUGGGGCCAUCAACCCCCAAGCUGUCAUGGAAGCAGCAAUUUCUGGCAAAGAAUAUAAUAAAUUAGUUGUGUUGGAUUGACUCAGUUGUAAAAUUCCCUCACAUUCACCUCAAAUAUCCUAGUUUAUUUUUCUCCUUUAUGGUCUUUCUGCUCCUUUGUGUUAGAAAAGUUCAUUUGGAAUGCUAUAGCUUCACCAAACUUUGUC
This is a messenger RNA of Prosopis cineraria, 2123 nucleotides long. RefSeq lists its product as uncharacterized. The transcript has a single exon. The coding region runs from base 112 to 1998 and encodes 628 amino acids. Lineage: Eukaryota; Viridiplantae; Streptophyta; Magnoliopsida; Fabales; Fabaceae. The record is from RefSeq and is a predicted model, not a curated record.